Messenger RNA from Melanotaenia boesemani (Boeseman's rainbowfish), 5392 nucleotides. Its product is annotated as otoferlin-like. Lineage: Eukaryota; Metazoa; Chordata; Actinopteri; Atheriniformes; Melanotaeniidae. Bases 26 to 5374 code for a protein of 1782 amino acids. Gene Ontology annotation, molecular function: AP-2 adaptor complex binding; calcium ion binding. The record is from RefSeq and is a predicted model, not a curated record. Gene Ontology annotation, cellular component: synaptic vesicle membrane; presynaptic active zone membrane. Gene Ontology annotation, biological process: plasma membrane organization; synaptic vesicle priming. The transcript is spliced from 41 exons.
AGCACACAAAGGAUUGUUUUAAACCAUGAAGCGCAGUAAGCACCGUGGACAGAAGGAGGACAGAAAUGGAGAUGAACCAGCCAUUUUGGAGACAGAGAAUCUGGAUCGCCAAGGCAUGUUCAUGGGUGGAGGCCCAGAUCCCGAUACCAUAUCUCUGGCCUCAGUUACAGCUGUUACUACCAAUGUAUCCAAUAAAAGAUCAAAGCCAGACAUCAAGAUGGAACCCAGCUCUGGAAGACCAGUAGAUUACCAAGUUAGUGUGACUGUGAUUGAAGCCAGACAGCUGGUGGGACUGAACAUGGAUCCAAUGGUCUGCGUGGAGAUCGGAGAAGAUAAAAAGUAUACCUCAAUGAAGGAGUCAACCAACUGCCCUUACUACAAUGAAUAUUUUGUAUUCGACUUCCACGUCCCUCCAGAUGUUAUGUUUGACAAAAUCUUGAAACUGUCUGUUAUCCACUCAAAAAAUCUCCUGCGUAGUGGAACGCUGGUUGGAACUUUUAAACUGGACGUGGGCACAAUCUACUCCCAGCCAGAUCACCAGUUUUACCACAAAUGGGCUCUGUUGUCCGAUCCUGAUGACAUCACAGCUGGGGGUAAAGGUUAUGUUAAAUGUGAUGUUGCAGUUGUGGCUAAAGGGGACACAAUAAAAACUCCACACAAGGCCAAUGAAUCUGAUGAAGAUGACAUAGAGGGCAAUCUGUUGCUACCAGAGGGCGUGCCUGCAGAGCGACAGUGGGCUCGUUAUUACCUGAAGAUUUACAGAGCAGAGGGGCUCCCCAGAAUGAACACCAGCAUCAUGGCUAAUGUCAAAAAGGCCUUCAUAGGGGAAAAUAAGGACCUGGUUGAUCCUUAUGUACAAGUCCAAUUUGCUGGGCAGAAAGGGAAAACAUCAGUUCAAAAGAGCUGCUACGAGCCCAUCUGGAACGAGCAGAUUGUUUUCACUGAGAUGUUUCCACCACUAUGCAAACGCAUGAAGAUCCAGAUUCGUGACUCAGAUAAAGUGAAUGAUGUAGCAAUAGGAACACACUUCUUGGAUCUCAAGAAGAUUUCCAAUGAUGGGGACAAAGGCUUCCUUCCCACGCUGGGACCAGCCUGGGUGAACAUGUAUGGCUCCACUCGUACCUACACCCUAAUGGAUGAGUACCAAGAGCUGAACGAAGGGCUUGGAGAAGGGGUGUCAUUCAGAGCCCGUCUGCUCAUCAGCCUGGGUGUAGAGAUCCUGGACACCUCCUCACCUGAGAUUACCAGCUCCACAGAGGUGCAGCUGGAGGGAGUGCCCAACAUCUCAGAGAGUGCUACUGGGAAGGUUGAGGAAUUUUUCCUCUUUGGCUCUUUCCUGGAGGCCACGAUGAUUGACAGAAAAAUUGGCGAUAAGCCGAUGAACUUUGAGGUCACCAUAGGUUACUAUGGAAAUGAAAUUGAUGGGGUCAUCCAACCAAAAACAAAGGGUAAGAAGGGUGGAGGCGAUGGUGACGAAGAGGAAACAGAUCUGAUCCACAACUCCAGUGAGGAGGAGAUGGAUGACGAUGGAGAUCUGACUUCAGUGGCCACUACUCCGCCCAUGAAACCUGUCAUCACCGACCGAAACUACUUCCACCUUCCUUAUUUUGAGAGGAAGCCGUGUUUUUACAUCAAGAGCUGGUGGCAGGAUCAGAGAAGGAGGCUGUACAACGCCAACGUUAUUGACAACAUUGCUGAUAAACUGGAGGAUGGGCUCAAUGACGUGCAUGAGAUCAUCAAAACAGAGAAGGCCUACCCUGAACGCAGGCUUAGAGGUGUUCUUGAGGAACUCAGCCAAGGAUGCAGUCAGUUCCUUUCACUGGCAAACAAGGACCAGAAUCAGUCUGGCAGAACCAAACUUGACAGGGAGAGACUGAAGCUGUGUUUGGGAGAAGUGGAGAACAUAGGUCAACAAGCCAAGGCCAUGAGGUCGCAGGUGAAGAAAAGCACAGUGAGGGACAAACUCAAGCUGUCUCAGAACUUCCUCUCAAAGCUGCGUUUUCUGGCUGAUGAGCCUCAGCACAGCGUUCCUGAUAUUUUCAUAUGGAUGAUAAGUAAUGGGAAGCGUAUUGCUUAUGCACGUGUUCCUUCCAAAGACAUCCUCUUCUCCAGUAUGGAUGAGGAGAGGGGAAAGGACUGUGGCAAAGUAAAAACAAUCUUCCUUAGGAUUCCUGGUAAGAAAGGUUUUGGGCCUGCUGGCUGGACGGUCCAGUCCAAGAUAGAGAUCUACCUGUGGCUGGGUCUGAACAGGCAGCGCAAAGACUACCUGAGCGGCCUACCCAAUGGGUUUGAGGAAAACAAGUUGUCCAAAGGACCUGGCCUGCCAUCUUCACCUCCCAUCAGCCUCACCUACAUGAUGAAACAGAUCUUCCAGCUCAGGGUCCACAUGUACCAGGCUCGCAGCCUGUUUGCUGCAGACAGCACAGGUCUGUCUGAUCCCUUUGCAAGAGUCUUCUUCUCAACGCAAAGCCAAGUCACUGAGGUGCUGGCUGAGACCCUCUGUCCUACAUGGGACCAGCUGCUAGUAUUUGAGAAUGUGGAGUUGUUUGGAGAGGCCAGCGAACUGAGAGAUGACCCUCCUAUUAUAGUGAUUGAACUCUAUGAUCAAGACACAGUGGGUAAAGCUGACUUCAUGGGGAGAACCUUUGCUAAGCCUGUGGUCAAGAUGGCGGAUGAGCACUACGGUCCCCCACGCUUUCCUCCACAGCUGGAGUACUAUCAGAUCUACCGUGGGAACUGUGCAGCUGGAGAAAUGCUGGCUGCCUUUGAGCUGCUGCAGAUCGGCCCCAAUGGAAAAGCUGACCUUCCUCCCAUAGAUGGUCCUACAGAUAUGGACCGUGGCCCAAUACUGCCGGUACCACUGGGGAUCAGGCCAGUGCUGAGCAAGUACAGGAUUGAGGUUUUGUUUUGGGGACUGAGGGACUUGAAGAGGGUGAAUCUCGCCCAGGUGGAUCGGCCUCGUGUAGACAUUGAAUGUGCAGGAAAGGGAGUUCAGUCUGCCCUCAUUCCCAACUACAAGAAAAACCCCAACUUCAGCACUCUGGUCAAGUGGUUUGAAGUGGACUUACCCGAGAACGAGUUGCUCCACCCGCCACUGAACAUUAGAGUUGUGGACUGCAGAGCGUUCGGCCGCUACACAUUGGUUGGCUCUACUGCAGUCACCACCCUGCGGAAGUUUAUCUACAGAGGACAAGACAAGCAGGCCAACAACUGGUCUACCACUGAGGAAAUAAUUGUUGUCAACAUGGAACCUGAACCUGCUUAUAAGAAGAUGGAAACUGUGGUCAAACUUGACUCUUGCUCUGAAGCAGUGGUCAAAGUUGAGGUAAGGAAAGACGGAAAGGGGAAAAGGAAAAAGAGGAAGAAGGGUGAUGAGCCUGAAGAGGAGGAGCUUGAUGAGAGUAUGCUGGACUGGUGGUCCAAAUAUUUUGCCUCCAUUGAAACUCUGACUGAGAUACUCAAAGCUCAAGAGGCAGCUCUCUCAGACUCAGAGGAGAAAGAUGACAUGGACAUCGCAGAUGGCAGAGGCACCAAGAAAGGAAAAGGAAAGAAGAAGAAGCAGUCAGUCGAUCCGUUCGAGAAGAAAAAGCCAAAGCUGGAUGAGCUGAAGGUGUAUCCAAAAGAACUGGAGAGCGAUUUUGACAACUUCGAAGACUGGCUGCACACAUUUUUUCUGUUCAGAGGAAAGGGUGGUGAUGAUGAUGACCAAAAUGUAACAGAUGAGGACAGGGUUGUUGGAAAGUUUAAAGGCUCUCUGUGUAUGUACAAAGUGACAGAUGAUAUGUCCAGAGACAUGAGCUUUGACUCCAACAUGGGAAUGUUUCAGAACAUUCCUCACAAUGAUCCCAUCAAUGUACUUGUUCGCAUCUAUGUCAUCAGGGCUACUGAUUUGCAUCCUGCAGACAUAAACGGCAAAGCUGACCCUUACAUUGCAAUCAAACUAGGAAAAACAGAGAUCAAAGACAAGGAGAACUACAUUUCAAAACAGCUCAACCCUUUGUUUGGCAAAUCUUUUGAUGUGGAGGCCACAUUUCCAAUGGAUUCCACACUAACAGUGUCAAUUUAUGACUGGGAUCUGGUGGGAACUGAUGAUCUGAUUGGAGAAACCAAGCUUGACCUGGAGAACCGCUUCUACAGCAAACACAGAGCCACAUGUGGCAUUGGGUCUAACUACGCCAUCCAUGGUUACAAUGUGUGGCGAGACCCGAUGAAGCCCACACAAAUCCUAGCGAAGCUGUGUAAGGAUGGCAAACUGGAUGGGCCACACUACGGCCCUGGAGGAAGAGUUAAGGUGGAGAACCGUGUCUUUAUGGGACCAACUGAGAUUGAGGAUGAAAAUGGUUUAAAGAAGAAGACAGAAGAACACCUUGCUCUGAGUGUCCUGACACACUGGGAGGAAAUUCCAAAAGGUGGAUGCAAACUUGUCCCAGAGCAUGUGGAGACCAGACCACUACUCCACCCAGAUAAACCAGGAAUUGAGCAGGGAAGAAUUGAGAUGUGGGUGGAUCUGUUCCCCAAAGACAUGACUGCACCCGGUCCUGCACUUGAUAUUGCACCAAGGAAACCAAAGAAGUUUGAGCUGAGGGUAAUCGUUUGGAACACAGAUGAAGUUGUUCUGGAGGAUGACGAUAUCUUCACUGGCGAGAAGUCUAGUGACAUAUUUGUGCGAGGUUGGUUGAAAGGGCAGCAGGAGGACAAACAAGACACUGAUGUCCACUAUCACUCCAUCACUGGAGAAGGCAACUUCAACUGGCGCUUCGUCUAUCCUUUCGACUACCUCAUGGCUGAGGAGAAGAUCGUCAUCUCAAAAAAAGAGUCCAUGUUUGCCUGGGAUGAGACCGAGUACAAGAUUCCUGCUCGGCUGAAUCUGCAAGUGUGGGAUGCUGAUCACUUCUCAGCAGAUGAUUUCCUGGGUGCAAUCGAACUGGACCUGAACCGUUUCCCACGUGGUGCAAAGACUGCUAAGCAAUGCACCAUCGAAAUGGUUACAAAUGAAGCAGAGAUGCCCAUGGUUUCUAUCUUCAAACAGAAGAGGGUCAAAGGCUGGUGGCCUUUUGUGGCUAGAAAUGAGGAAGAUGAAUUUGAGCUCACGGGUAAAGUGGAGGCUGAGCUGCACCUUCUGACAGGGGAGGAGGCUGAGAAAAGCCCAGUUGGUGAGGGACGUAAUGAACCAGAUCCGCUGGAGAAACCCAACCGCCCAGACAACAGCCUUCUGUGGUUCCUCACUCCCUUCAAAGCCAUAAAACACUUGGUCUGCAACCAGUACAAGUGGCUGGUCAUCAAGAUUGUCACUGCUCUCCUGCUGCUGGCUAUGCUGGCUCUUUUCCUCUACAGCAUGCCUGGUUACAUGGUCAAGAAAAUGCUGGGAGCUUGAGAUGGUGCUCAGACACGU